Molecule: messenger RNA, 1955 nt
Organism: Alnus glutinosa
Lineage: Eukaryota; Viridiplantae; Streptophyta; Magnoliopsida; Fagales; Betulaceae
Exons: 8
Coding region: 189-1763 (524 amino acids)
Biological process (GO): DNA strand elongation involved in DNA replication; DNA replication; nucleotide-excision repair, DNA gap filling
Cellular component (GO): delta DNA polymerase complex; nucleus
Molecular function (GO): DNA-directed DNA polymerase activity
Source: RefSeq, a predicted model, not a curated record
GAUCACCACUCAUGAGGAGCCCCCAAAACUCAGAGAAUGGCGGGAAAACGAGUGCCCUUCGGAGGGAAACUCAUUAAUCAUCAAUUCAUCAUCUUAUUCACGGUUUUUUAUUUAUUUUAUUAAAUUCUUAUCAUUUCCAUCAUCUAUUAUUCUCGUCCUUCUAUUUCUGCCAGAGAAGAGAAACAAGCAUGGCACAAAUCGAAACCCUAGGCAUACUGGAAGAGAUCGAGCCCCUUGUCUCCGACAAACUUCAAGUGGUUUCCUACAAGUGGCUGAGUCGCAAUUAUUUGGUGUCAUCAAAUACCGCAAAGAGGUUGCUUCAGGAGUUUGUUGAAAAACACAGAAGUGGGUUGGAAGUGGUAUAUACUUUGUCUGGCUGGUUGAAGGGUGAUCCUCCAAAUUACCAUAUAAGGCUUGUUUCUAGCCCUAAACUUGCAGAAGCCAAACAAGAAUUUGAUGGAAAUUGUUCAGUUCAGGUUUAUAGUGUGCAAGCUUGCAUUCCAAAGGAUCCAGCUGCACUUUGGAAUGCCGAAUUUGUACAAGCUGAAGAGCUCUUUAAGCAGCACUUUACAGUUGACAAUUGCUUGAGAGAUAACAGGUUCUGUGGGAUUUCCAGUUCCUUUGUCCAGCGGAAUGUGGAGGGAACACCUGGCACGAUUGCAAAUCCACUGACCAAAACUGCUGGAGGCCUUGGGCAAUCCAAAAGUAGUUCCGUGUAUCAAAAUACCACGGUUCCUCAACCUCAGCAAGAUAAAGUACAGCAUUCUAGCCAAAAAGUUGGUCUGCAGUCUCCCAACGUGGUAAAAGAUAUUGAAAGUGAAAUCACUGGCACAGGAGUUCGUGGUCAGAGUACCAAGCCUGGAGAUAAAGAAAAAGUUCCUCCAUUGCCUGCUGGGAAAAAGGUCCAGAAUGGUAAAAGCGCUUCUGACACUGGAGGUUCAUUGGCUAAUUUUUGGGGCCGGGCAUCUGCAAAGUCAAAGCCUAGUGUCCCUGCAGAAGAUAACAAUGUCAUUGCAAAUCUGACAGUAGCUAAUGCGGAAGCUCAAAUAAGUGCUCGUGAAGCUCUCGAGGUUGGCAUCAGUGAUGAUGAUGGUGAAGACAUCAAUUUUAAGAGAGCUUCCAAUGGUGAAGGCAGUAGAAAAAGGAGGGUUAUUUUUGAUUUAUCAGAUGAAGAUGAAUAUGAAGAUGCAGUCAAUUUAGCAUCACCAGAUAUUCCAAAGGGUCAAUCAUCUCUAGCUCAGAAACAAAGCACCAAAAUUUUGGUUUCAGAGAAGGAAAUAGAAAAUAAACCAAAGGUCAAGGAAGAGAUGGUUACUGACAAAGAAUCUAACCAACCACUGAGAGAGGAUCCUUCAGUUAUCAGCAAGGGUGCAAAUGCUGGGACUUCCUCUCUAGAGAAAGUACAAAGCUGUAUUCCAGAAAGCGAUUUAAAUAAGGAGGAUAAAGCGAAACUUGCUGUUCCAAAUUCCCCAAAAAGGAGAAAAGUGUUGAAGACACGGAUUGACGAGCGGGGAAGAGAAGUAACUGAGGUAAUCUGGGAUGAUGAAGAGAUAGAAGCAAAGAAAGCUGACAGUAGUACAACGAAGAAAUCUGACAGCUCUACAUUCAGCAAUACUGUUAACAGGCCUCCUGCAGCUAAGAAGUCACCAGCGAUAGGAAACACUGCUCCAUCUAAUCCAACAGGCAAAGCAGGAAACAAGAAAGCAGGGAACUUGAAAGAUCCUAAGCAAGGCAACAUUCUUUCAUUCUUCAAGAAGGUUUGAGGAGACCUAUUAGAAAUUGUAGCUGUGAAUAGAGAGCAGAGCUGUUUAAUUGAUGGUUCUUCAAAAGCUAGUCUUUAUGCAAUUGUAAGGUUUUCAAGAUAUUUCAAUCUUGGCGGUUUCUUUUGGGCAGGAGGUUGUUGCUACGGCAACUUGUUCUUUUGCUUAAGGGAGAAAAUUUAAUCCUUUUUGCUU